Actinia tenebrosa (Australian red waratah sea anemone) is the source of this 822-nucleotide messenger RNA. RefSeq lists its product as uncharacterized. The record is from RefSeq and is a predicted model, not a curated record. NCBI's taxonomy places the organism in Eukaryota, Metazoa, Cnidaria, Anthozoa, Actiniaria, Actiniidae.
AUGAACCUGAUGGACAAGGAGAAGUACGUCGUGCAUUACCGCAACCUGCAGUUCUAUGUGCGACACGGCUUACGCGUCAAAAGGAUCCACCGCGUGUUGAAAUUUACGCAGGAACCCUGGAUGCAGCCCUACAUCGACUUCAACACCCGGAAGCGCACAGCAGCGAAGAACGACUUUGAGAAGAACCUGUUCAAACUAAAGAACAACUCAGUCUUUGGUAAGACGAUGGAGAACAUCCGCAAGCGCGUUAGCAUCAAGAUUGCAGGAACCCGCGAAGAAGCGGAGGUGUACGUGUCGCAGCCAGGGUUCGUCAGAUACGUAGAAAUGCUUAACGUCUACGUGAUUCAUAUGAAGAAAGCGAACCUCUUCCUGAAUAAACCCGUCUACACGGGGUUUACGGUGCUGGAUCUGUCGAAGCUGCUCAUGUACGAGUUUUACUACGACAAGCUAAGGCCAAAGUACGGAGACCGCUGCCACCUCCUGUACACGGACACCGACUCUUUAAUCCUCGAAGUGCAGACGGAGGAUAUCUACGAAGACUGCCUAGAGGACAUAGACGAGUACGACACCUCCGGUUACCCCAAGGAGCACUUCCUCUACUCCGCGAAAAACAAGAAAGUAAUUGGGAAGAUGAAGGACGAGAUGUCAGGCAAGCCCAUUGUGGAAUACGUAGGCCUGAAGCCAAAGAUGUACAGCGUGUUAAAGCUGGACGGCGUGGAGAAGAAAGCAAAAGGCGUAAAAAAGUACGUGGUUAAGAAGGACAUCACACACGAGUCCUACUUGAAUCGUUACGCAGGAGAAGGUGUCACUGUCAGCAUUUGA